This is a messenger RNA of Cephus cinctus (wheat stem sawfly), 738 nucleotides long. RefSeq lists its product as uncharacterized. NCBI's taxonomy places the organism in Eukaryota, Metazoa, Arthropoda, Insecta, Hymenoptera, Cephidae. The record is from RefSeq and is a predicted model, not a curated record. The transcript is spliced from 2 exons. The coding region runs from base 1 to 738 and encodes 245 amino acids.
AUGAACGGACUUGUGACAACGUAUCAGAAAGACUAUGUGUGGCUGAAUAAGAAGACAGGAAUUAGUCGGGAAGAUAGGUCGCAGCAGCCACAACUAACCUUGAAUGUCCCUCAGUGUACUUGUAGGUGUGCCAUCCCUGGGAAGGCCGGGAAGAAUCUCUUAGAUUCACAAGCUGGCGAUUCGCACGAAUGGAGUAGGCUGGGUCCAAUGGGUUCACUCGUAGAUCCAAAGCUGUACUCUGUAGAUCAGGGAAAAGGAAUCGAGAAGCUUGAGGAUUCUAUAAUUUACUUGCAAAAGCUUCAAGAAAAUUAUCCAUAUCUCUACGAAGUUAUCGAGGGUUCAUCUCGUAGCGAGAAGAGGAGGCGGAUCGAAAGAGAUCGUCUUCUGACCACUUAUCAGGUUGAUUACUGCGGUGCGGGAGAAGUUCCGUUUGGCGUCUCCGAAUUUCCAAAUGCUCUUCAGACAGAGGUUACUCCAGGUCAAAAAGUAGGAACAGCUGAUUCUGGUUCCCGAAAAAAAAUUCGGAGGAAUAGCAAUGAAGUCAAGUCCUCAAAACCUCGCCGAAAAGCCGACGUAGCAGCCGACGGUCCUGAAACAGGCAUUCCUCCGUGGAGAAGCGAAUAUCAAGACGUAAUUGGAAAAACAGGCCUAGCGAUUAUGAGAUACAAGUUGCAUCAGCACGGCGCCUCGUCCGUUGGAAAGAGUCGAGGAGCAAAGCGGUUGAAAAGGUGUCCCUGA